Tarenaya hassleriana is the source of this 1961-nucleotide messenger RNA. RefSeq names its product long chain base biosynthesis protein 1. Gene Ontology annotation, biological process: ceramide biosynthetic process; sphingosine biosynthetic process. NCBI's taxonomy places the organism in Eukaryota, Viridiplantae, Streptophyta, Magnoliopsida, Brassicales, Cleomaceae. Gene Ontology annotation, cellular component: endoplasmic reticulum. Gene Ontology annotation, molecular function: serine C-palmitoyltransferase activity; pyridoxal phosphate binding. The transcript has 13 exons. The record is from RefSeq and is a predicted model, not a curated record. The coding region runs from base 262 to 1707 and encodes 481 amino acids.
CAAUUUAUCGUCAAAUUGAAAAGUACCAGAAAAAAAAAAUCUCGCUUCUCCAAUUUCAAACAGUCGUCGCUUGUUUCGAGUCUCUCUGCUCGUUCUUCGUGCGACUAUUCUCGUGUGCGGGAGCUCUUGCAGACAACGUUGUCUUCUGCUUUGUUUUCCUCCCUCAAAUCUUGGGGAAUCAGAGUUGAGAAUUGUGGCCUUGCUUGAUUUUGCUGGGAAAUGUUCUAGUUGAAAGACAGAGCUCUGAGCGCGGUGUUAGCAAUGGCGUCAAAUCUCGGUGACAUGUUCAAUGCCACAUUAAGCUGGGUUACAAUGGUUUUGGAUGCUCCUUCAGCUAGAGCUGUUGUGUUCGGAGUUCCCAUCGGAGGACACUUCUUUGUGGAAGGUUUGUUGGGGGUUGUCAUCGUCAUCUUGCUCAGCCAAAAGAGUUACAAACCCCCCAAGAGACCAUUGACGGAGCAGGAAAUAGACGAGUUAUGUGAAGACUGGGUGCCUGAACCUCUUAUUCCUACUAUCACUGAGGAUAUGAAGCAUGAACAGCCAGUUCUCGAGAGUGCUGCUGGACCUCAUACAGUGAUUAAUGGAAAGGAUGUUGUGAACUUUGCUUCAGCAAAUUAUCUUGGACUCAUUGGACACAAAAAGUUACUGGAAUCGUGUACUUCUGCGUUGGAAAAAUACGGUGUUGGUUCGUGUGGUCCUCGUGGUUUCUAUGGUACCAUUGAUGUCCACCUUGAUUGCGAAACCAGAAUAUCAAAAUUCUUGGGUACUCCUGAUUCAAUCCUCUAUUCUUAUGGACUUUCCACGAUGUUCAGUGCAAUUCCUUGUUUCUGUAAAAAGGGUGACAUCAUCGUUGCUGAUGAGGGUGUUCACUGGGGAAUACAAAAUGGGCUUCAGCUUUCGAGAAGUACCAUCGUGUACUUCAAGCACAAUGACAUGGACUCACUCCGUAACACCCUUGAGAAGAUUAUGACUCGGAACAAACGUGCUAAGAAAUUGAGGCGUUACAUUGUAGUUGAAGCUGUGUAUCAGAACUCUGGUCAAAUUGCCCCUCUGGAUGAGAUUAUAAAACUAAAAGAAAAAUACAGGUUUCGUCUUCUAUUGGAUGAGAGCAACUCAUUUGGUGUACUCGGGAAUUCUGGACGAGGUCUUGCUGAGCACCAUGGUGUUCCUAUUGAGAAGAUAGACCUUGUAACUGCUGCAAUGGGUCAUGCAUUAGCCACUGAAGGUGGAUUCUGCACUGGAAAUGCUCGAGUCAUUGAUUAUCAGAGACUCAGCAGUUCUGGAUAUGUCUUCUCGGCUUCUUUGCCACCGUACCUUGCAAGUGCUGCUAUUACUGCCAUUGAUGUAAUAGAAGAGAACCCCAGCCUGUUAGUUAAGCUUAGGCGAAACAUCGCUCUGUUAUGGAAAGGAUUGUCAGGCAUCAAGGGACUGUCUUUAGCCAGCAACGCAGAAUCUCCGAUUGUUUUCUUGAAGCUGGAGAAUUCGACGGGUUCAGAGAAAGAUGAUUUGCUUGUACUCGAAGAAAUAGCGGACCGUGCUCUGAAAGAAGAUUCUGUGCUGCUAGUGACAACGGCGAGAUCGUUGCUUGAUAAAUGCAGAUUGCCUGUAGGGAUCAAGUUGUUCGUCUCGGCUGGUCACUCAGAAUCUGAUCUUCUCAAAGCUUGUGAGUCUUUGAAGAGAAUCGCCACAGAGAUUCUGAAAGUUUGAAGCUUAAACUCCGAGUUGGAUGAUAGGAGGAUUCAGACAACAUGGUACACCCAGAAACAAUGCCGGAAAAUGAUUCAUAUACUGGCUUUUUUUGUCUUCCCACUUCUAUGGGUUCCGCCAUUAAUGGCCACCCCUUGUGUUUGAUCUUCUGAGUUAUUGAACUGUGAACUUAGCGUAUUAGGAUAUUGUAGUGCACGAGUUUCACUUAUUUCAGGACAGAAAAUAAACAGGCAUAACGACGAAUUUUUUUUUUU